AACAUCAGGCGCGAACAUCUUCCACGCAAUGCCUCUCGCGCCAAUUUCUUUACUUACUAGGCGGCGCUUCGACGAGGCGCCAGUGUAGAGUAAGCAAAGAAGGCCUGACUACAACGGCAAACAUUUUAUCAGUCCUUGGCCUAUUCCUUCGGAGCAAGAGAGGAACGAAAGACUUCCAUCAGACAAGUUCUGCACAACGAUCAAUCACGUUUCAACAAAGACACGACAAUCUCGACGAUGCAUACAUCAAGCGCCACAUGGGCAUUGUUUGCCCUGUCAUGCACGGGUGCUCUCAGCGCGCCGAUCUUCAAUGGUCCUCCACUUCCCGCUCUGGCUCCGCGCCACGAGGCAGUCACGGCGGUCGAGGACUACCUCGACAAGACCAAGCGAGCUGAGGCCGUGGAGGACUACGUGAUCCCCGUCGACAAGACCAAGCGUGCUGAGGCCGUGGAGGACUACGUGAUCCCCGUCGACAAGACCAAGCGUGCUGAGGCCGUGGAGGACUACGUGAUCCCCGUCGACAAGACCAAGCGUGCUGAGGCCGUGGAGGACUACGUGAUCCCCGUCGACAAGACCAAGCGUGCUGAGGCCGUGGAGGACUACGUGAUCCCCGUCGACAAGACCAAGCGUGCUGAGGCCGUGGAGGACUACGUGAUCCCCGUCGACAAGACCAAGCGUGCUGAGGCCGUGGAGGACUACGUGAUCCCCGUCGACAAGACCAAGCGUGCUGAGGCCGUGGAGGACUACGUGAUCCCCGUCGACAAGACCAAGCGUGCUGAGGCCGUGGAGGACUACGUGAUCCCCGUCGACAAGACCAAGCGCGCUUAA
Molecule: messenger RNA, 828 nt
Organism: Zymoseptoria tritici IPO323
Lineage: Eukaryota; Fungi; Ascomycota; Dothideomycetes; Mycosphaerellales; Mycosphaerellaceae
Exons: 2
Coding region: 238-828 (196 amino acids)
Source: RefSeq, a predicted model, not a curated record